This is a messenger RNA of Cryphonectria parasitica EP155, 2837 nucleotides long. RefSeq lists its product as uncharacterized. The transcript has 4 exons. Gene Ontology annotation, cellular component: SMC loading complex; chromatin. Gene Ontology annotation, molecular function: double-stranded DNA binding. The record is from RefSeq and is a predicted model, not a curated record. Gene Ontology annotation, biological process: maintenance of mitotic sister chromatid cohesion; mitotic sister chromatid cohesion. Bases 214 to 2499 code for a protein of 761 amino acids. NCBI's taxonomy places the organism in Eukaryota, Fungi, Ascomycota, Sordariomycetes, Diaporthales, Cryphonectriaceae.
CCUCACUAUGCACAUCCACAGCAGCAUCAGCAGCCCGCGCACAGCUACCAACCACAACAGCAGCAGCAGCAGCAGCAGCAGCAGCAGCAGCACCAACACCACCACCACCACCACCACCAGCAACAACAGCAGCAACAACAACUUCAUCAACAGCAGCAAAUAUAUAACAACAGCCCUUAUGCACACCAUGUGCCUGUGCCUUCUGCUCAGUACAUGGCCCCACAGAACUACCCUCGACCCAACCAGUCAUACCCUCAACAGGUUACGAUACCCUCACCGCAGCAGAUGCAACAAUCAAUACCGUCUCCGAGACCAGAUAUGAUGGCGCAAGGGAACCCACAACAACAUGUGCAACGUCAACAGCCGCCUGUACCUCAGCCUCUACAGCCACGAUUCCCGCUUCCGCAGCAAGCAAGGCCAACGAUUCCAUCACCUCAACAGCAGCAGCAUCACGUCCCCCAUAUGAUCAAGUCCCAGCAGUUUCACCAAAGCCAGCCUCACUCAAUGUCACCCCAGGCCCAGAGUCGGCCUCUGCAGGCGAUGAGCCCCAACCCGCUUCACCGAAGCCAGUCUCAGGCCUCUGUAUCACACGCACACAGUCCAAGUCAGCACUUCGACACACCCGCAGUCUUGACAUGCGUCGCAGACGACUGUUUCCGGGCUGCUCACUCGGCUGUACAGGACCUUGCGACAUCGUUAGAUCAGGCGGCCAUGAAUGAAUACUACAAGCUCAUUGCGACUGGUCUGGGCUGUCUCGAGGCCGCCCUGGCGCUGAACAAACUUCCCGCGCGUGCCGAGGCGAAUAUUCGGUUGAGAUAUGCGACCAUACUGAGUGAGGAGACAGACAAUCUCACGGAAGCAGAGGUGGCGUUAACCAAGGGAAUCGCUGUUUGUGACAAGACGCGCCUUACAGAUUUGAAGUACUGUAUGCAGUUCCAGCUUCUCAAGGUCCUCCACAGGAGAAAUCGCAAGGCAGCACUGGUCGCGUUAGACAAAAAUAUAUCAGAGGCAACGACAUACAAAGCGGUGGACUGGGUCUACGCAUUUCGCUUCCUCAGAGCGUCAUUUCACCUUCAGUCUGGCAACCCAGCAGACACUCAUGCCAUGGAGAACCUACGCAACAUCACGUCUCUUGCGACGCAUCGUGGCGAUCAUGCCAUCGCAGUUCUGACCUCCCUUCUGGAAGGUAUCGAUCAUCUCAAGUCCCGCAAGGAAGACUCCAUAGUACGCGUCCAGACAUGUAUUGCGCAGGCAGCGAGGCACCAGUUGGAUCCGUCUGUUCAUAUUCCACAGAUCGAGGUCUUGACCCUCCUCUUGGACAUGGCCUGCAGCCUGCAGCAAAAGGCUCCGCAGGUGGCCAUGCAGAAGCUCAAAGCUCUGCAAUUCCGUAUGGAUGAGCUUGUUCAGACCUCUGACUGGGAUCAGAUGCGCGAUGAGUUACUGCUGCCGCUGAAGAGGCAGCCGAACUCGAGUUCGACAGUCACGGAUGAUACCAAGACUAUCAUCCGACCCGGCAGCGAGUUCAACUAUAUUGUGAUGUCUUUUGUGACCAAGGUCCAUGCGUUCGUCCUAGCAUACGUCUUGAGCGGCCUGGCGCUUCUGUACCAUGGAUCCAAGAACGAAAAGCUUCUUGAGUAUUGGACGGAAGCCUUGAACAUGCUAGCAAGAAGUGCGCCGGCCGCUCAUUCGCUGCCAAUGGCAAUCGAGCAGGCUAAAUGGCGCUCCGAGGUUGGCUGUUACAUUCAUACGCUCACUGCUCUGAUCUCGGCCACUCGCACCCACUGGGCCAAAGUACAAGACUGCAUCCAAAAGAUUGAGGCAUUAAGACCGAAACCGAGAGCCGAACGCCUUAAUCUGCUGGUUUUGUAUGUGAAGGGGGCUUAUUAUCAAGGCACGGGAGACCUUGGCAAGGCAGACGAGAUCUUCAGCGAUGCGCGCUUCGACAUCGCAGAGCCGAGCAACGCGUCACCUGGCAGCACGGGAACAGCGCCGUCCGAGAUGGCACUCCUCGCAGCCCUCAACCGUAUAUGGAUCAUGCAGAAACCCUCGAGACGGGACGAUCAGCAGACGACGGAGCUUCUCGAAAAGGUUCGACCUCACUGUGCAGACCAUCCAGACAUCGACAUCCGUACCGCGUUCAACCUUGUCGCGGCCUCAAUCGAAACAGACCCGCCACAGUCCAUUCAGACCGUGAAGCGCCACAUAUCCACAGGACUCAAGUUUGCACAGGCAGCUAACAACACCCAGCUUCUGAGUGUGGCGCUGAACCUGAUGCGGUCCUGCUUGUUUGAGAGUGUUGUGGGGGACCAGGCGGUCAAGUCGGCCAAGGCGGGCAAGGCGCAGGCUGCCAAAGCGGGUAAUUUGCUGUGGAUGAGCGUGGGCGAGGGAAUGCUGGCUCAGACUGAGGAGAUGCAGGGACAGGUGGAAGAGGCGGAACGACUGAGGGCUGAUGGGACGGCGCACGCUAAUGAGGCUUUUGUGAAGCCUCAGGGUGUUUAGAAACUCGACUUCGUUUCUUAUCGGCAAGGGACCUUCUUAUGUGUGGCAUGGGUAUCGGCGUUUUGCUCAUUAUGUUCAAGGUGAAUGAUUUUCUACGCUUGGCUUGGGUUUGGGAUACCCCUUUGUUGUCGACUCUGGCACUGGCUUUGGGAAUGGCGCCCGGUAUAUGCAUUUGGUCAUGAUCAGGGCAUGAAACUCCAGCAAUGUGAAUAAAGGCUGCAUCGCCUACAGAAGCCUUUGGUCUAAUACUGGAAAUUGUUAUUCCUUAAUCAACAAGUUUAAGAUCCACAAUGCCCAGACAUGCCUGGUAUUUACCUCUCAUAAUCUAGCUAAUCCUC